CUAAAGCUAAUUAGCUAACCUGACGUGAGUUGAGGGAACGUCACAGCAGACUCUCCGUUGAUUAUAUCCAGCGCAGGCACAUGUCUUACAGAAAACACGUACAGUUGUAAAGCGAGGCGUUUGUCAUUCGGCCUAAGUGGUGUGCGUAGACCCGUAUUUCCCCCCACUUUUUGAAGUUGGCUAACCACAGCUAGCGGUAGCGCCACCAGAGAACAGGAAGCUUGUGAUCAGGACUAAUGGAGACAACAGAAGUUUGUGAGAUCGAUGUGGCGACCAGAAGAAUAGUGGGAGGCAGUGAAACUCCACCUGAACUGGACAGCCCUAGUCAGGAGGAGGUUGCUGGGUUUGGUUUGGGCUUGUGCUGCGCUGAGGAGGAGAGGGGGGAAACUCCAGGCAGAGAGGACAGUCCCAGUGACUUGGUGGAAGCAGAGCUUGAUCCCGGUGGCGACCCCAAGACUGUAGAGGACAAAGCUUUUGGGAAGGAGGUUGUUCUGCUGAUGCAGGCCCUGAACUCUUUAGCCACUCCGGAAGAGAAACUGGCUGCUCUGUGCAAGAAGUAUGCAGACCUGCUGGAAGAGAGCCGCUGCAUGCAGAAGCGACUAAAAGCCCUGCAGAAGAAGCAGGCUCAAAUUGUGAAGGAGAAGGUCCAUCUACAAGGGGAGCACAGCAAGGCCAUCCUCGCACGUAGCAAGCUGGAGAGCCUCUGUAGGGAGCUGCAGAGGCACAACAAAACACUGAAGGAGGGAAACGCUCAGCGGUCCAGGGAGUAUGAGGAGCAGCGUAAGGAGGCCAUGCUGCACUUCCAGAUGACCUUGAGUGACAUUGAGGUGCAGAUGGAGCAGCACAGCUCCCACAACACCAAGCUGAGGCAGGAGAACAUGGAAUUGGCUGAGAAGCUCAAGAAGCUCAUCGAGCAGUAUGAGCUGAGAGAGGAGCACAUAGACAAAGUGUUCAAGCACAAGGAGCUGCAGCAGCAGUUGAUGGACGCCAAGCUGCAGAGAAUCACUGAGAUGAUGAGAGAAGUGGAGGAGAAGCAGCAGAGGGAGAGGGACUUUCUUCUGAAGGACGCCACUGAGUCCAGACGCAAGUGUGAGCUGAUGAAGGAGCAGGAGACACAGCUCAAACAGCAGCUCUCCCUGUACAUGGACAAGUUUGAGGAGUUCCAGAGCACUCUGGCUAAAAGCAACGAGGUCUUCACCACGUUCAGACAAGAGAUGGAAAAGAUGACCAAGAAGAUCAAGAAGCUAGAGAAGGAAACGACACAGUGGAAGACCAAGUGGGAGAGUAACAACCAGGCCCUGCUGCAGAUGGCUGAGGAGAAAACCCUGCGUGACGGUCACUUCAAGGCCUUGCAGGGGAAGCUGGAGCUGCUGGAGAGGCUGUGCAGAGCUCUGCAGAAGGAGAGGAACGACCUCAACAACCGGCUCAGCGUCCUACAGGAGGAGGGAGAUAAAAGGACCACAGCGGCUCAGGAGGCCCAGCAGCCAGAGCCCUCAGUGGAGGAGGAGCAAGAGGAGGGCAAGGAGGGCCUGACACAGGGAGACGGACAGGAGACGGAGGGCGUCCACCAAGCUCCCAGACCACCCGAAUGUGACUCCUCACCGUCUGCCGCUGACCAUCCCACGACUGCUACGACAAGCAGUCGGCUCGCAGAAACCCCAACCACACAGCAGGACUGAGCCAACCCCUCGCUCUCUGUGUGUGUGUUUGUGUGUGUAGGUGAGAAGGGUGUGAUCAGAUGGCUCCACAUGCGUCCAGCCUAGUUCCACAACGAGCCAGACAAACCAUCUUCAAUGGAGAUAUAGAUUUUCUUUCUUUUUUUUAAGUCUACACUUGCCUCUCCAGGAAACGGAGCACAUAUCUUUUGUGUAAUCAUUUAAGAAGAAUAAAGUGACUCUAUCAAGGA
Messenger RNA from Solea solea (common sole), 1906 nucleotides. RefSeq names its product taxilin gamma (gene txlng). The record is from RefSeq and is a predicted model, not a curated record. NCBI's taxonomy places the organism in Eukaryota, Metazoa, Chordata, Actinopteri, Pleuronectiformes, Soleidae. Gene Ontology annotation, biological process: regulation of cell cycle. The transcript is spliced from 11 exons. The coding region runs from base 237 to 1679 and encodes 480 amino acids. Gene Ontology annotation, molecular function: syntaxin binding.